AUGAUAUUUAUAGCACUUUUCUUUCCGGCGUGUGUUGGAUUAUAGAUGAAAAAUUAAUAUUCCUAGAACAAGGUCACAGCCCAACUAAGCUGGGUUUGUGUUUGAAGAUGCGAGCUCUGUCUAUUUCAAACAAACAAACCAAGCCCACAAACCUGUUUAAUGUUGGAAACAUCUUGACUUGGGGAGUCGCUUCCCCACCUUUCUCUGGGAUGAGAGGUGAGCUUGUGAGAGCAGAGGAUGAACAGAGAUUCAGUUGACGGUCUUGGGGCGUUGAGCUGUUUGUUUUGUGCACGUCCGGGUAGCAUUGAGGUGCCUCUAAGCCAUGUAGAUGGAAGGAUCGGUGUUGACGAAUGCUAAUUUAUAUUCCUCAGCCUCUUGCAUUUGAGCAGUGGAAUGUUAAAGGCGCCUCCUACCAGGGAGAAAAGUAUUUCUGCUCCUAAGACUUAGUCGCUUAGAUUUGGGGGGCAGGAGGGGAUGGGAGGCAAUCCUCCCUGUGGGAACAGCCCAGGGUAUCUCAGCGUGGGUGCAAUGUUGUUCCUUUCAGAUAUUGCAUAUUACGUGUUAGGGCUCCAGUAAAUAGGAAAAGGUGGGUGUCCUUUUAGUUUGACAUCUCUGGAAACGGAGUUGGUGUAUAGUGGUUUUGGGGGUAUAAACUUGACUUUGGUGUCCCACCCACUCAGUACCCAGAGUCUCGGUGCUGCCUUUUGUUUCCAGUUUCUAACAGUCUGUUCUCUCCUCUCCCCCACCCGCAGAGUUCUACCUUGUAAAUACUGUUAUUUGUAUAUACUGUAAAUGAUGACAUCGGUGGGCACUAACCGAGCCCGGGGGAACUGGGAGCAGACACAGACACAGAGCCAGACACAGCACAAGCAGCGGCCACAGGCCACUGCAGAACAGAUUCGACUUGCACAGAUGAUUUCGGACCACAACGAUGCUGACUUCGAGGAGAAGGUGAAACAACUGAUUGAUAUCACGGGCAAGAACCAAGAUGAGUGUGUGAUUGCUCUGCACGACUGUAACGGGGAUGUCAACAGAGCCAUCAACGUGCUGCUGGAGGGGAAUCCGGACACGCAUUCCUGGGAAAUGGUUGGGAAGAAGAAAGGAGUCUCGGGGCAGAAGGACAGCGGGCAGACAGAACCCAGUGAAGAAGGCAAAGAGAACCGGGACAGGGAUCGGGAUUACAGCCGGCGACGUGGCGGGCCACCGAGACGAGGCCGAGGCACCAGCCGUGGAAGAGAGUGUAUGAGCCUGCCCUUUAAUAGCAACUAUAACUAUCAUGUUCGGGGCCAGGAGAAUGGACUGGAUGGUGGUAAGAGUGGAGGCUCCUCUGGAAGAGGCACGGAGAGAGGGAGACGGGGCCGCGGACGAGGCAGAGGUGGCUCUGGAAGGCGGGGGGGAAGAUUUUCUGCCCAGGGAAUGGGAACUUUCAACCCAGCUGAUUAUGCAGAGCCAACCAGCACGGAGGAGAACUAUGGGAAUAGCAACAACACAUGGAACAGUACUGGUAGCUUUGAGCCCGACGAUGGGACAAGACUUGAUUUCAUUGGGGGUGAGGGCUCAAAUUAUCCCCGAAAAUUUGACACUGCUCCUGGUGCAUGGAGGACAGCGACGGAGGAAUGGGGAACAGAGGACUGGAAUGAAGAUGUAGGUACUCUCAAUCCCCUCCCCAUGAUAGAAGGGGAACAAAACCUGCUAGCUGAGGACUGUAGGAAUAGCCCCAAACCAGGCUCCUUGUUCCAGGAACUGCACUGCACGACUCAGCUUUCGGAGACCAAGAUCUUCACUGCCUCCAAUGUGUCUUCAGUGCCUCUGCCUGCAGAGAAUGUGACAAUCACAGCUGGCCAGAGAAUUGAUCUUGCGGUGCUGUUAGGAAAGACUCCCUCUUCUCUGGAAAAUGAGUCCUCAAACCUGGAUUCAACCCAGGCUCCUUCUCUUGCCCAGCCUCUUGUGUUCAGCAAUUCCAAGCAGACGGCUAUAUCCCAGCCUGCAUCUGGGAACGCCUUCCCUCAUCACAGCAUGGUGAGCAUGCUGGGGAAGGGGUUUGGAGACGUCGGAGAGGCCAAAAGCAGCAGCACCACAGGCUCUCAAUUCCUGGAGCAGUUCAAGACCGCUCAGGCUCUGGCGCAACUAGCGGCUCAGCACGCCCAGCCUGGCGGGAGCAACACCUCCUCCUCCUGGGACAUGGGAUCCCCGGCGCAGUCCUCGGCUCUCGUGCAGUACGAUCUAAAGAACCCGACGGACUCAUCCGUUCACAGCCCCUUCACCAAGCGUCAGGCUUUCACGCCAGCCUCAGCGAUGAUGGAGGUGUUCAUGCAGGACAAGCAGCCUGUGGUGACAGCCUCUACAACGGCACCGCCCCCACCAUCUUCCCCUCUGCCCAGCAAAACCAACCCUGUUCCCCAGAUGUCCCCGGGGUCAUCGGAUAACCAGUCCUCCAGUCCCCAGCCAGUGCAGCAGAAGCUCAAGCAGCAGAAGAAGAAAACCUCCUUGACAUCUAAGAUUCCUGCUCUCGCGGUGGAAAUGCCUGGCUCAGCAGAUAUCUCAGGGCUAAACCUGCAGUUUGGGGCAUUACAGUUUGGUUCGGAGCCUGUUCUCUCGGAGUACGAAUCAACGCCCACGACGAGCGCCUCUGUGAGCCAGUCUCAAAGCAGCCUCUACACCAGCACUGCGAGUGAAUCUUCGUCCAAUCAAAGCCAGGAGUCUGGUUACCAGGGCGGCACAAUACAGACAGCAACGUAUACCUCCCAGAACAGCGCUCAGGGACCACUGUAUGAACAGAGAUCCACCCAGACCAGGCGAUACCCAAACUCCAUCUCCUCCUCGCCCCAGAAAGACCUGACCCAGGCCAAGAAUGGUUUCAGCUCUGUGCAGCCCACGCAGUUACAAACCACGCAGGCCGUCGAAGGUGCUCCAGGCCCUGUGGUGAAAUCAGAUUCCCCCUCUGCCCCCAAUAUCGCACCUCUGAACGAUGCAGUAUCCGCAUCAUCCCUGCUGACAACAGCCAGCCAGCACUCAUCAGCUCUGAGUAGCCUGAACCACGCUGAGGAGCUCCCCAGUACGACCACCGCCCAACUCAGCAGCACGUUACCCACCCAGCAGAACAGCCUCUCCUCGUCCACGUCCUCUGGGCGCACAUCAACGUCAACUCUUCUGCACACUAGUGUGGAGAGUGAAGCAAGCCUCCAUUCUUCUGCUAGCACUUUUUCCACCUCCUCCAGCACAGUCUCGGCUGCCCCACCUGUGGUCAGCGUCUCCUCCAGUCUGAGCAGCGUCAGCAGUCUGGGCCUGAACCUCAGCAACAACUCCACCGUGACAGCCUCCACGCGCAGCUCUGUGGCCACAACAUCAGGAAAAGCCCCUCCCAACCUCCCUCCUGGAGUUCCACCAUUGUUGCCUAAUCCGUACAUCAUGGCUCCAGGGCUCUUACAUGCCUAUCCGCCACAAGUGUAUGGUUAUGACGACUUGCAGAUGCUUCAGACGAGAUUCCCAUUGGAUUAUUACAGCAUCCCAUUCCCUACCCCCACCACCCCGCUGACUGGAAGGGACGGCAGCCUGAGCAGCAAUCCGUAUUCGGGUGACCUCACAAAGUUCGGCCGAGGCGACGCCUCCUCCCCUGCUCCAGCAACAACUCUGGCGCAGCCUCAGCAGAACCAGACGCAGACGCACCAUACCACGCAGCAGACGUUCCUGAACCCAGCUCUGCCUCCUGGCUACAGUUACACCAGUCUGCCAUACUACACAGGGGUACCAGGGCUCCCCAGUACCUUCCAGUAUGGGCCCGCCGUGUUCCCUGUCGCUCCUACCUCUUCCAAGCAGCAUGGUGUGAAUGUCAGCGUCAACGCAUCAGCAACCCCUUUCCAGCAGCCCAGCGGCUAUGGCUCUCAUGGAUACAGCACUGGUGUAUCCGUGACAUCCAGUAACACGGGAGUGCCAGACAUCUCGGGCUCCGUCUACUCCAAGACCCAGUCCUUCGAGAAGCAGGGAUUUCACACUGGAACCCCGGCAGCCUCGUUCAACUUGCCUUCAGCACUAGGCAGCGGCGGCCCCCUCAACCCCGCGACCGCCGCAGCGUACCCACCGGCGCCGUUCAUGCACAUCCUCACCCCGCAUCAGCAGCCCCACUCGCAGAUCCUCCACCACCAUUUGCAGCAGGACGGCCAGGUACUGCAACAGCUUCCAUAUUUGCAGAUGAUACUGUGCUGCCAACGCCAGCAGGAGGACCAGAGCGGCACCGGACAGCGCAGCCAGGGCAGCUCCAUCCCCCAGAAAUCCCAGGCCAACAAGUCCACCUACAACAGCUACAACUGGGGCGCCAACUGAGGCUGCAGCGGCCCUGCGCACCUCGCCACUCGCUUCUGGAAGAGAAACGUACCGAAAACGACAACAAAGGAACCCGGGGAGGAGAGAGCGCCCCCUAUCCCCCGGCACAGCGCCAGCAGCCCCCGGGGCAGGCCGGCCACUUGGCUCUGCAUUGUGUCUGUUUUCAGCCACCUUUCCUGUUGUAUGUAAUAUAGAAUUUGUAUUUUCUCUCUCUUUUUCUCUCUCUCUGCGUUCAGACUCUGAACCGUUUGCCGUAGGGGCCUUUUUUGGUUUUUACUCCUUUCUCUCCCCCCUUCUCCCCACAUCCUGCUGCCCCCUGACCCCGGUGGACCCAAAGGAGUGGAAAGCUGCAAACCCACCUACAGCAAACCCCCUUUAAUAUUAGGAAUAAGAACAGUAAUUGAUAUGAACAGCAUUGUCCGAUGAAUUAGUUGAAGUGUUUUUUGUACUGUGUUCUAAAUUUAAUGGAUAAAUGUGUCUUGUAUAUAAAAACGAAAACCCCA
This is a messenger RNA of Chrysemys picta bellii (western painted turtle), 4823 nucleotides long. The record is from RefSeq and is a predicted model, not a curated record. NCBI's taxonomy places the organism in Eukaryota, Metazoa, Chordata, Testudines, Emydidae.